UCACGCACCUCUUUUUCCUCUACUCGCCUCUUCCCUCUCUCUCUCCAUCGCCACCUCGCAUUCCCAAUCAACCACCGCCUCCUCGAAAGAAACCCCGUAACCCAAAAACCAGAACAACAAGCAGAAAAGCAUCAGCGACGACAGCAACGACCGUUCGCCCGCCCACCCCGCCGUCAUCAUGCUUCCCCUGCGCGCGUCCUUCCGCGCGAUUCGGGCCCUGCCGUCGCCCGCCGCCGUCGCCACCACCGUCGGCCGCAGAGCCGCCGUCACCUCCCGCGUACCGGCCGCAACCCGCUCCUACCACGACAAAGUCAUCGACCACUACAGCCGGCCGCGGAAUCCCGGGUCCAUGGACAAGAAGGACCCGUCCGUCGGGACGGGCCUCGUCGGCGCCCCCGCCUGCGGCGACGUCAUGAAGCUCCAGAUCAAGGUCGACGAGAAGACGGGCACCAUCACCGACGCCAAGUUCAAGACGUUUGGCUGCGGCUCUGCCAUCGCCAGCUCCAGCUACCUGACCACGCUCGUCAAGGGCAUGCGGUUGGAUGACGCCGCCAAGAUCCGCAACGUCGACAUCUCCAAGGAACUCUGCCUCCCUCCCGUCAAGCUCCACUGCUCUAUGCUCGCCGAGGACGCCAUCAAGGCUGCCAUCGCCGACUAUCACGGCAAGAACCCCAAGGCCUCCAUCUCCGACCUCGCCGGCACCGCGCGGACGCUGGAGAAGGAGACGGCCGCGGCCUAAGUCGGAGAAAAAAACGUUUGACGACGAUGACGAUGGUGAUGCGUCGUCAGGUCAGCAGCGAGGGAGGACUUGUCACGAUACAGUUGCGUAGUGGGAAACGAAACUCGGCAUGGUUCAGGGCGAGUUGCCUUUUGUUUUGGUCGUUUGUUUCACCAGAGCGGAGUGGAGUUUAUCUUCAAGGCAUGGUGCGGAUUGACUGUACGCAAUCACGCGCGGCACAGGGAUACCGGGAUAUGUUUGCUUGUUACUGCGUCGGACGCGCGGCACCUCUCCCAAAAAUAAAAAGAGCUCGAGGUCUUGAUGAUCCCAGAAUGAACAUGAUUUCAAUGGGAGUAUGGAUGGAUAGCAUCGUCAGAAACUGAACCUCAAUUGUGCAUCCCCCUUCUAACAGUGUGUCUGCUGGC
Molecule: messenger RNA, 1143 nt
Organism: Purpureocillium takamizusanense
Lineage: Eukaryota; Fungi; Ascomycota; Sordariomycetes; Hypocreales; Ophiocordycipitaceae
Gene: ISU1
Product: iron-binding protein
Exons: 4
Coding region: 179-739 (186 amino acids)
Biological process (GO): iron-sulfur cluster assembly; intracellular iron ion homeostasis
Cellular component (GO): mitochondrial matrix; cytoplasm
Molecular function (GO): 2 iron, 2 sulfur cluster binding; ferrous iron binding
Source: RefSeq, a predicted model, not a curated record